AUAUGAGAUAUUCGUGUGGGUUGGCGAUGUGUAGCCUCGGGCUUCCGUCAGCAAAGAAAUUCGACGGAAAAUUAAGGGGAAACGAACGGGUCAGAAUUCAGAUUUCUCAUAUUAAUUGCUUGCUUCCUCCAUAUAAACUUACUCCCUUUCAUCUGUACUUACUUCAAUAUUUCCUCAUUUCUCAAUCCACAAUCGAAGCCUGACGGUUUGAUGUACAUCUGCCAAAAUGGAUAUUGACAAUGUAUCGGAAGUUCCCAAGUACAUACAAAUACUGGAUAGACAACAGAAGGCUCUUAAAGCCGCAAUGGCACGUCAAGGGCAGCGUCCCAGAGACUUAAAACAUCGACAAGAACUAGUCACUCAGUUUAUGGUGUCGAUUCUAUCGCACAAAAUGAUGCGGCUUGGACCGCAAACGACUAGUCAAAUUCAUACUUCCUUCGUUCCCAUUCCAUAUAACCCAUGUACUACACCUCUUGACGAGUUGAAGCCAACAUGCAUCAGGGACUUGGGAUUAGAAACUCAUCACCGCGGCAACCAUCUUCUUGUCCGUGCAUUAACUCCUCCAACUAGAAUGACUGCGAUUAUGGCCAUUGUUGAGGACGAAAACGGAGAUGCCAUACAGCUACAGCUCUAUCAACAACCAGAUGAGAAAAUUCGUCCUGCCACAAGUGUCAUUAUGAAGAACGAUGCUUUUUUGAUAAAGGAACCUUACUUUAAGACUACAAGUGAUGGUGGUUAUGGUCUUCGGGUCGACCAUGUGAGUGAUAUUAUCCGCCUUGAUGGACACCACGAUUUGUUGCCGGAAAAGUGGAAGCCAACAGUUUUGGACAUUGGUAAGACUCCAGAUGACUGGAAGCUAGAGGGAAAUGUGGCUAUGGAAAGAAAUCACUAUUGGGAGGCUAUUCAGAGGUACUAUACCAUUUCUUCCAUAGCAUGAGAGUCCUUUCGCUAACCCCUACUACUAUAGCUAUACGGCCGCUCUUAAAUGCCACCCUCCUGUUGAAACUGCAAAGAUAAUCCGUCUGAAUCGUGCACUGGCAUAUCUCAAAGACGGAAGCCUUGAUGCGGCACUAGCUGACACGGAAUGCAUGAUCUCUCCCAGCGAUGCAUCAGAAAAAGCACUAUAUCGAGGCGGUCAAGCUCUAUAUAGACUUGGAAGAUUUUCCGAAUGCCACGAUAUUUCCGAACAUUUCUGCAAGAAGUCUCCCACUAGCUCUCUCGCUACCGCGGAACUUAAGCGGGUACGCCGUCGCUUAGCAGAGCAGCAAAGUGGCAUAUACGACUUUGAGGAAAUCUACAAGGAGAUUUCAAUGACUAAACCACCGCAUCUAGAUCAUGCAACAUUUAUAGGAUCGAUAGUCGUGAAACCUUCUCCUGGUCGUGGCCAAGGAUUGUUUACCACUAAAGCUGUUAAAGCGGGAGAACUUCUUUUGUGUGAGAAGGCAUUCGCACAUUGCUAUAGUGGAAAUUCAGAGGACUCGGAGAAGUUUUCGAGAAUUACUCUUCUGAUGAAUGUGCAUACGAACGAAAUGACACUUGGUACUCAAGCCGAUCUUAUUACAGCUAUUGUGCAGAAACUCUGGAAAAAUCCAUCCCUUAUACCAGGGUUCAACGCGCUUUAUCGUGGAUCUUAUAAACUUGCAGAAAGAACUGAAGUUGACGGGAAACCGGCCAUUGACACGUAAGUUACCCACUUGAAAUAAUUUAACAAGCACUAACAUCAUGUUCACUAAUAGCUUUCUGGUUGGACAAAUCAUGACUCUCAAUGUCUUCGGAUGCCCACUCUCUUCCUACGAAGACUAUUCAUCAGCCUCCAAAGAAAAUGAUAAAUACCAUUCAUGCGGCAUCUGGCUCGUAGCUUCAAAAAUCAAUCACUCAUGUCUUAGCAACGCUCGCCGUAGCUUCAUGGGCGAUCUACAACUCGUCCGCGCUACACGUGAUAUACCCGCGAACACGGAAAUAACCUUCUGGUACCAGAUACCUACAGGGGAAAGCGAAGAAAUGAAGAAGCAACUGAGAACCUGGGGAUUUGAAUGCAAAUGUAUCAUCUGCGUGGAUUCAGAAACAACACCUAAAAAUCAUGCCAGGAUGAGAAAAAAGUUACUGCGAGAUUUGAAGGCGCUUCUGAGUGCAAGCGAGGUUGAUACAGCUAAAGCAGAACGUUUGUUAAGUGCCCUUGAGAAAACAUACACGCAUCCCGCAACCGAUGUCCCACGAUUAAUAUUACGAGAACCGUAUUUCACACUAAGUGGUAUUUAUUCCAAGCUCGGAAAGACAGAUAAAGCCGUGUCGAUGAUAUUAAAAGGUUUGACAUCCAUUGGCUUCGUGAUCGAGAAUGCAAAUUUGCCUGCACUACCUGACAAAAUGAUUGAGGUGGAGAAAUGGGGCUUGCCUAUGCCGGGAGUAGUCGAAGCGUGGGUUUUUCUCUACAAUACUUAUUCUGUUCUUGCGCCGUGGUAUUUGAAGAAGGUUAGGGAUGCUGCGAUGUUGGCUUAUGCGAUUUGUAUCGGGGAGGAUGGGACGUUUGGGCGGGUUCAUGGGGUUUAGGUUGAGGAUGAGGAUGAGGAGUAAGUAAAGAAUCUACGUGUGGCGGUUUCUAAAAUGGGUCGGGAGGUAUUUGUUAAUGAUGGAUAUGGUAUUGUAAUCUUACCGGAUUUCGUAGAAAGAGUUUCAUAUAUCGGAUAUCCGUACGACUCUCAAUCUCAAAUGAAUGUGUAUGCUUACUUAGCGCGUGGUUAGCAUCAAAACAUAAACCACCUGUAUGUCUGUAUGUCUACGCCCUAGUAAUCUUAUAAUU
Sclerotinia trifoliorum is the source of this 2797-nucleotide messenger RNA. The record is from the annotation of a GenBank genome assembly. NCBI's taxonomy places the organism in Eukaryota, Fungi, Ascomycota, Leotiomycetes, Helotiales, Sclerotiniaceae.